CGGAAAAACGCGGUCUCUAAAUAUCCUAAAUCCACGCUUUGACACUUCAAAAGGAGAGGCAAAUCCUCUCUCUCUCUCUCUCUCUCUCUCUCUCUCUUCCGAUGAUCGAGUCCAUCGUCAACUGAGCAAACGAUGGGGCAGCGGAAGAAGCUCAGGGACAUCGUGGGCGCCAUGAAGGACCGAGGCUCCCUCGUCAAGGCCUCCCUCUCCAGGAAGCCCGCCGCGUCCGCCACGCGCGCCACCGUGCUCCGCGCCACCACCCACAAGUCCGCCGCCGCCCCGUCGGAGCGCCGCGUCGCCGCCGUCCUCUCCCUCGGCCUGGGGUCCGGCAUCACCGCGUCCGCGUGCAUCCGGUGCCUGGCGGGCCGCCUCGGCCGCACCCGCAACGCCUUCGUCGCGCUCAAGUGCCUCUUCGCGCUCCACAGCAUAAUGAUCCACAGGAGCUCGCGCGACGAGAACCUCUGCCUCUAUUCCCUUUGCUUCGAGGGGAAGGGUUUCCUCAACUUGCCCAAGUUCAACGACGACUUCGACGAGGAGGCGAUGGAGUACUCGUCGUGGGUGAGAUGGUACGCGGCGUUGCUCGAGCAGAGCCUCAUCGCUUCUCGCGCUCUGGGCUACGUUCUCUCUUCCUCUUCUUCUUCUUCGUCUUCAUCUUCGUGUUCUCAACUGACAAGAGAAUACAAGCGAGAGAAGAUGCGAGCAGCGGCGAGCUCGGACUUGAUGCGCGAGCUCGAAGUCCUCGUGACCUCUCUCGAGCAAGUUUGCGAUGCCCCGGGGUCGCUACACCUUCAGAGGAACGACCUGGUAUACGGGGUCGUGCGAUCGGUGUGCCAAGAUUAUCGGAUGAUCCGGUGCGAAGUGUUCUCGAGAGUGGAGGAGUUGGGCGGCGACGAGAGACUGGGGAGCUCGAGUCCCCGCCACUUGACCCGGUUGCUGAGCGCUCUGGAGCGAGUCGAGGAUUGCAGAGAGAAGCUGGCUUUGCUGUUCGUGAACAAGGCGAACGCAGACGGGCUGUGGGACUUGAUCGCGCGGACGAAGACGAAGAUGCGCGGCCUCAUGCGAGACGGCGGCCGGAGCUCGACGGCCGUCCUCGGCGGCGGCGGCGCUUGGCUCCCGUGGCGGGACAGGUUUUCUGCCAAUGCUUUCACGGCGGUCUGGUGAUGCGUUUGCGAUCGGGUCAAAUUUGUACAACUGGCGACGAGAAUGGUUUGUCUCUCGAGUGUGAAUGAUGUUCGUGACAAUUGUUCGUCCCUCUCUUCUUUCUUCUCCGUCCUUUCCUCGGGCUUGCACUGUGGAAGGAAAAAGUCGCGCAGAUUAUGGUUCACUAUCAAAUGCCCUGUCAUUUGACAAA
Molecule: messenger RNA, 1351 nt
Organism: Syzygium oleosum
Lineage: Eukaryota; Viridiplantae; Streptophyta; Magnoliopsida; Myrtales; Myrtaceae
Product: putative clathrin assembly protein At4g40080
Exons: 1
Coding region: 133-1161 (342 amino acids)
Biological process (GO): vesicle budding from membrane; clathrin coat assembly; clathrin-dependent endocytosis
Cellular component (GO): clathrin-coated pit; clathrin-coated vesicle
Molecular function (GO): 1-phosphatidylinositol binding; SNARE binding; clathrin heavy chain binding
Source: RefSeq, a predicted model, not a curated record